GGAAUAAACACCGCUUAAAAUUUGAAUCGGUUUUUGGAUCCGGUCCAAAAAUCCACAGGCAUCCAUCUCAUCUGCUCCAUAUUUUUCUUAGUUUUGUUGUAACUCUAAUAGUAUUGCGUUAUGGGAAAAAAACACUGAUUUAACAGUGAUUACACAAAAAACCUCGAACAUCCAUAAUCUCCAAAAAUGCUGUCUCCCGGAGAGAUCGAAGACCCCCAAAUCACCAGCGAGCAAUUGCUCUCGCUCAAAUCCGACCUGAAAAUCAUCGGAAUGCUUGAGGAACUGUCAAACAAGCAUUGCCCAGCUCCUUUCAAAGACAUAGAGGCUGGGGGAAAGAUCUCCAAAUGCAACGACACCUCUCUGAAGCUAAGAGAGGAAGGUGCCAAGAUGCUCAGGCAGAAAAAGUACCAAAAAGCUAUUCUGGCUUUCACCGAAAGCAUCGCCAAUGCUGAACCUGGUAGCGAGUACCUCGGGUUGGCUUAUGGGGGAAGAUCUGAGGUGCUUUUCGAGAGAGGGUACUACAAGGAAUGUUUGAGGGACAUUCAGAGAGCAAAAGAAAACAAUUAUCCCGCAGAAAUGAUUGGAAAACUCGAAGAUCGUAAAGCACAAGCUGAACACAACCUCCCCAACCAAGAAACCCAAAAAUACCAUGAAAAUCUCCCCAAUAUUCCCAACAUCAACCCUAAAAUACCCUGCGCAUCCGACUCCAUAGAAAUCCAAUCAAAUUCAGAGUCAGGAAAACAGGUGGUUGCCAUCAAAGACAUACCAGCAGGUGAAAUAAUCGCUAUAGAACAACCCUACGUGGUUGCAGUUGGUAUUGGACCUUCCCAAAAGUACCUACAUUGCCACGAAUGCCUUGAACUGUGCUACAACCUCAUCCCAUGUCAAAAAUGUCGUACCGCACUAUAUUGUAGCGAAGAAUGUCAGUCCAGAGCCUUCGAAGAGUACCAUUACAGUGAGUGUGAUCUUUGCCAAUACGAUUUCAUUGAACAAAUAAGCGUUAAAACCGUUCUAAGAGGUGUUAAAGAGAGUGCUUCAAACGGUACUCAGUUUGAUGGUACGGUAUAUCGUUCAGAUAGGUUUGAGGAAGUGCAAGAGAUAGAAACAAACAAGGAGAAGCGGACAGUAAGGGAGUUUUUUGAAGCUGCAAACGAGGCAUGUAUCUACACGUAUUUUUUGAAGAAAUACUCUGAUUUUUUUACCAAAACCGGACUAAGCGAGGAAAGAUUGAAGGAAUUACUGUUCCAUCAGUACCUUAGUACGAGUUCUUCGAAAAUUUCAGUGGAGAAAACCAAGAAAUCGUCUGUAAACACCGAGUUUCAUGUUAUGGGAGAUGCUUUAUACCCUUUUGCCAGUCUUUUGAAACAUGAUUGUUAUGCCAAUCUUACUACAUCGUUUUUUGGAUCGUCUCUUGUACUCAGGGCUGCGAAAGAUAUCAAAAAAGGUGAAUCGUGUUCUUUAACGUACCGGAACUACAAUUUUGCGGAGUUUCCCAAGGUGGUACGCACCCACCAGCUGUGGCAAAACUUCCAUUUCAACUGUAAGUGCGACGCUUGCGAGAAUAAUUGGCCAAUUUUCGAUUGCUUGAACCCAGGAAACACUGAGCAGUACCUCAAGUUGGUGGAGACGGUCCAGAAGGCUCUGGAAAGUCCCUCGGGAGAUGCUAGUGGGUUGCUGAAGACCGUGACUAAGAAAGUUAGAGCUCUGUCCAGCGGUGAACCAACUAAAGUUGAUGUUAAUAUUAAGAGAAUAUUUUGUGAUCUGCUUAAAAUGCCUGGUAAUAAAAUUCUUGAAUUUUAUUUAUAA
This is a messenger RNA of Sitophilus oryzae (rice weevil), 1806 nucleotides long. RefSeq names its product histone-lysine N-methyltransferase SMYD3-like. The record is from RefSeq and is a predicted model, not a curated record. The transcript is spliced from 4 exons. Lineage: Eukaryota; Metazoa; Arthropoda; Insecta; Coleoptera; Curculionidae. Bases 187 to 1806 code for a protein of 539 amino acids. Gene Ontology annotation, molecular function: protein binding.